CAAGAUUCAAGAUGGAUGUAUACGACUACUAACAUCGUUUAUUUAGAGCGUUGGUUUCAUUAGAAUAUCUCGCCUAGUCUCAUAGAGUUCACUCACAUAGAACCUGCUAACAUCUAGCUAGAAGGAUUUACUGCACUAUAAUCGAUGACCAUCAUUACCCUCCCUGCCCUAGAGUCACCAACCGCCGCCCUUCCGCCGAUCGGAAGAAUUAGAGGCGCUUCAAUCGAGAAACUUCAGGAAUCCUUACGGUACUUGCGCCUGGUGUACAGUCCUGAGGUUCGCGGUUCGCGCCGCGUCAACCGCAAGACACACUCUCAGUCGUCGAGUCUGCGAAGCGGGACUGAUCGGGAUGAAGAAUUGGGCGCUCUACGCUCCGACGCUUUCGAGAGGUCAUAUGCUAUUCGUUGGCUCACAUCUCUGAUCGCCCAAGUCGAAGUCAUGGAACUCGAAGGCAGCAGCGAUUCCACGUCUUUCGAAUCGAUCAUCCAGACUGCCGCAUCGCUCCUGUCCAUCUGCGCCGGUACGUCCGCCGCGGGGUCUGUCACGCGCUCCUUUUCAUUUGGCCACGGAACGGGAGAAGUCACGGUGCAGCUGACGGACGCACCGCUGGAGAACCAGGACUUUGGGACGGUCGGGGUGCAGACGUGGGGAAGCGCGUGCGUGCUGGCCGAGAUGCUCGUCGAGAUGCCGGAACAUUUUGACCUGAAUCUGGGCCACGUCACAGGGGAAAGGCUGAGGGUGCUUGAGCUCGGCGCAGGAACUGGGCUGGUCAGCUUGACGGUAGGCAAACUCCUGCAGCAGGUGUGCACGCAGCGACUCGCAGAAAUCAUUGCAUCCGACUUCCACCCCUCCACCCUUUCCAAUCUCAACCUCAAUAUUGCCUCCAAUUUCCCUUCCACAUCUGCAACCUCGUCCUCCGUCGUGCUUUCUGCUCAUAAAUUGGACUGGUCUGACACGGUGACCUUGGACAAACACCUAGUCCCUUUUGACGACUCCUUCGAUCUUAUCUUCGGCGCCGACAUCAUUUAUGAGGCCGAACAUGCUCUAUGGAUUCGAUCAUGCCUCGAAAGGCUCCUCCGGCGCCCAUCGGCGACGCAGUCACGCACAACUCCCUCGGCCCAAUUUCACCUGGUGAUUCCCCUACGCCCAACGUUCGCAAUCGAGUCGAGCACCAUUGAGCAAGUUUUCCCUUUCUUACGCAACCUUGAUGCACUUCAGGACGGAUGCUCCGCCUUACACAUAUCACAUAAGGAGAUUAUCCUCUGCGAGGCGCAGCCUGGAGUGGUUGGGGAGGUCGAGUACGCUUACUACAUCAUCCAGUGGGCAGCUCGUUGAAUCAUCAGAUUGCCACUUGUCCUGUGUUCACCUUGCUCGCAGGGCCUACUGCCGACCAUAGGUUGUGGCGGGUUUUUCAGGAUCUUUUACUCAGGUACAAUCACAUUCUAGGGCAGUUGUUUCAGGUCUUAUGCGGAGCAUGAGCAAGGCCUAUUAUCACAGACCGUAGACCGCAAGCAAGCUCAAUCCCAACAUUUCGCAAUGAUUAGAUUUCUUUUGUUGUU
Messenger RNA from Heterobasidion irregulare TC 32-1, 1559 nucleotides. RefSeq lists its product as uncharacterized. The transcript has a single exon. The record is from RefSeq and is a predicted model, not a curated record. Bases 145 to 1335 code for a protein of 396 amino acids. NCBI's taxonomy places the organism in Eukaryota, Fungi, Basidiomycota, Agaricomycetes, Russulales, Bondarzewiaceae.